AUGAUAAAAAAUAAGGGAAAGAAGAAAAAAGAUGUGAGCAAGUCAAAGAACCCCCCAGGCGCCCUAAAGAAAAAGACACCACCCUCAAAAAAGGCGCCAACUGAAAAGAAAAAUGAUAAGCCUCCAACUAUCUUGCGAUGGAUAGAUUUGCUGAGAAAUUUAAAGCUGAAGCAACUGAAGAAAAAUAUAGACGACGAAAUUAGCAACCAUGAUAUCAACAAAAACAUCAAUGACAAAUUGCUGCUCUUUCUAAAUGACGAGUUGGAAGAGGAAGCCAUUUUCGACCAAAUCGAGGAAUUAAAAAAUGGGAAGAUGAGCAUGCUUGUGGAUAUUCACAAAGAAAACAUGAGUAAUUUACAAAGGCAAUUUGAACAGGAUAUAAAUAAGCUGUUUCUCCAUUUUGAGGAAGACCGGGAGAUUUUGAUGGGCAACCGGAAGAGCAUCAUCCACAACAUAAAUUUGUUUUACAGCCAGAUUGAACAAAGCCAGAAGACUAGGAAGACGGAGUUGGAAAAGGAAGAGUUCGAGAUGAUGGACGAAAUUUACAAAAACUACAUUGCGGAGAGAUACAUCUCUAAUUACAAAUUAGAAAAUUUUAAAGAAAAGAACGAAGCGAGAUUUAGCAGCCUCAUCAGCCAAAAUAAGAAGGCGCUCGAUGAGGCGACCAGUAGUUACAACUCUAUUAAGGAAAAGUACGAGCGGAGUAAGAGUAACUUGUCCACGAAAGAGCGGGAGGUUCAUGAGCUGGAACUCAAAAUUGACAGUUGGAAAUUAAAGCUGGAGAAUGAUAUCAAGAUAUACGAAAUGCAAAUCGAGCGACUGCGAAAUGAGAAGACCCAACUACUCAACCACAUCAGGGCAAUAAAGAUGAUCCUCCAAAAGUUGAAACAUAAUGACAAACAGCGACUUAUUGAUAUCACCGUGAGCUCAAGCAAAUGCAUAAGCGUCUUGGAAGAAAAUAUUUGUCUCGCAAAUAAGUUGAUAAAUACGAACAACUUGUGCAGGAGAUACGAAACCGAGAGAGAAAAAAUUGCGUCCAGUUCAGAUGUCACCCAUCGGGAAGGAGAUGUCGGGUCUGUUGAUAUGGAACAGGAGGAAUUAACGAUGGAUAUGCAAAAGAAAAACGAAGAUCAGGCUCAGCUUCUGGAGAAUUUCUUCAAGCGGAAAAAUAAAACAAUCUUGGACAUUAUAAUUUUAAAGAAAGAGUUACAUGCACUAAGGAAGAAGAACAAAGAAUAUACCAAAGUUAUUGACGACAUGGAAAAUAAAUUAAACUUUAACAAAAAGGUUAAGUUUAAGGAGAGCGACUUUAUCAUAAGGUCUGCAUUGUAG
This is a messenger RNA of Plasmodium knowlesi strain H, 1332 nucleotides long. Its product is annotated as conserved Plasmodium protein, unknown function. Gene Ontology annotation, biological process: regulation of cilium movement; axonemal dynein complex assembly; cilium-dependent cell motility. The transcript has 10 exons. Gene Ontology annotation, cellular component: axonemal dynein complex; axoneme. NCBI's taxonomy places the organism in Eukaryota, Apicomplexa, Aconoidasida, Haemosporida, Plasmodiidae. Bases 1 to 1332 code for a protein of 443 amino acids. The record is from RefSeq and is a predicted model, not a curated record.